GGACGAGGACAACGAGCGACGGGCGGCGGAGGACGCGGAGGAGGAAGGGGAGGCCGACCAACAAGAUGGCCCCUGCUGCAGGAGCAGCCUCAGCAGCAGCAGGUGGGGGGCUGGAGGCGGCGCUGGCGGUGGCGGCUACGGCCGUGGUCCGGCGGCCUGGGACAGAGUCAGAGUCGAUGGUGGCAGCGGCGGCGGCGGCGGCUGCCGCGACGGUGGCGACGGCCGCAGGGACUCGGAGCUGAGAGGAGCUGCUGCUCGGACCAGCGCGGUUAUAUUUCACACUAUGUGCUGACUGUAUCUACAGAAGAUAUUUAAAAAAAAAGAUAAACUUUUUUCCAAGAUUUUGAUUCCAGUGGAAUCUUUGCUUUAGAUUUUGUGUGUGUGUGUGCGUGUUAGUGAAUUGUAACUCCAGAAGCAAUGCCGGUACAAGCUCCACAAUGGACGGAUUUCCUUUCCUGCCCAAUUUGCACUCAGACUUUCGACGAAACAAUUCGAAAGCCCAUCAGUUUGGGCUGUGGCCAUACUGUCUGCAAAAUGUGCCUGAAUAAACUCCACCGUAAGGCUUGCCCAUUUGACCAGACCACUAUCAAUACGGACAUUGAGCUCCUUCCUGUGAACUCAGCAUUACUGCAACUAGUGGGUGCUCAGAUCCCUGAGCAACAGCCCAUUACUUUGUGUAGUGGGGUUGAAGAUACAAAGCAUUAUGAGGAAGCCAAGAAAUGUGUAGAAGAAUUAGCAUUGUACCUGAAACCACUCAGCAGUGCAAGAGGUGUGGGUCUGAAUAGCACUACUCAGAGUGUUCUGAGUCGCCCAAUGCAGAGAAAACUUGUGACUCUGGUUCAUUGCCAGCUAGUGGAAGAAGAAGGCAGGAUCCGUGCUAUGAGGGCUGCUCGAUCUUUAGGUGAACGCACAGUUACAGAGCUCAUUCUCCAGCACCAGAAUCCUCAGCAACUCUCUUCUAAUCUCUGGGCAGCAGUCAGAGCUAGGGGCUGCCAGUUCCUUGGACCAGCAAUGCAGGAGGAAGCUCUGAAGCUGGUCUUGCUGGCCUUGGAAGAUGGUUCUGCAUUGUCGCGUAAAGUGUUAGUUCUCUUUGUAGUGCAAAGACUGGAGCCACGUUUUCCUCAGGCCUCUAAAACCAGCAUUGGGCAUGUUGUUCAGCUCCUCUACAGAGCCUCUUGCUUCAAGGUCACCAAACGUGAUGAAGACUCUUCUUUGAUGCAACUGAAAGAAGAAUUUAGGACUUAUGAAGCUCUGAGGCGAGAACAUGACUCCCAGAUAGUGCAAAUUGCUAUGGAAGCUGGCUUAAGGAUUGCACCAGACCAGUGGUCCUCUUUGCUUUAUGGGGAUCAGUCUCACAAAUCUCAUAUGCAGUCUAUUAUUGACAAGUUGCAGACCCCUGCCUCAUUUGCACAGAGUGUUCAGGAGCUAACAAUUGCUCUCCAGCGGACUGGAGACCCAGCGAAUUUGAACCGACUAAGACCCCAUUUGGAGCUACUAGCAAACAUUGACCCUAGUCCAGAUGCUCCUCCUCCAACAUGGGAACAGCUAGAAAAUGGACUGGUUGCUGUACGUACAGUAGUACAUGGACUGGUUGAUUAUAUCCAGAACCACAGCAAAAAAGGAGCAGAUCAACAACAGCCUCCACAGCAUAGCAAAUACAAAACAUACAUGUGUCGAGAUAUGAAACAAAGGGGAGGAUGUCCUCGUGGUGCCAGCUGUACGUUUGCACAUUCACAGGAAGAACUGGAAAAAUUUCGUAAAAUGAACAAACGUCUGGUUCCCAGAAGACCCCUGAGUGCCUCUUUGGGUCAACUUAAUGAGGUGGGCCUGCCUUCAGCACCUAUACUUUCCGAUGAAAGUGCAGUGGACUUGUCCAACAGAAAACCUCCUGCACUCCCAAAUGGAAUUGUAUCAUCAGGGAGCACAGUGACACAACUGAUUCCACGUGGGACAGACCCCAGCUUUGAUUCUUCUCUGAAACCAGUAAAGCUAGACCACCUGAGCAGCAGUGCUCCGGGUUCCCCUCCUGACCUGCUGGAAUCUGCCCCUAAGAGUAUUUCUGCCUUACCUGUGAAUCCACAUCCUGUACCUCCAAGGGGACCAACAGAUCUGCCUCCCAUGCCUGUCACCAAACCAAUUCAGAUGGUACCUCGAGGUUCUCAGCUGUAUCCAGCACAACAAGCAGAUGUUUAUUAUCAGGAUCCUCGAGGAAGUGCCCCAGCUUUUGAGACAGCACCUUAUCAGCAGGGUAUGUACUAUACUCCACCACCAUGUGUGUCCCGCUUUGUCCGACCUCCACCAUCUGCUCCUGAACCUGGUCCUCCAUACUUGGAUCAUUAUUCACCCUACCUCCAAGAUCGUGUCAUAAACUCUCAGUAUGGCACACAGCCACACCAGUACCCACCUAUGUACCCAACUCACUACGAUGGCCGCCGUGUAUACCCUGCUCAGUCUUAUCCAAGAGAGGAGAUGUUCCGGGAAAGCCCUGUACCCAUCGACAUUCCAUCUGCAGCAGUCCCGUCCUAUGUACCUGAGUCCAGAGAGCGAUACCAACAAGUAGAGGGUUACUACCCAGUGGCUCCUCAUCCAGCUCAGAGCAGACCUUCAUAUCCCAGGGAUCCUCCUUAUAGUCGGCUUCCUCCUCCCCAACCCCAUCCUAGUCUGGAUGAGUUACAUCGAAGGCGGAAGGAAAUAAUGGCCCAGCUAGAGGAAAGAAAAGUCAUCUCUCCACCUCCUUUUGCACCUUCACCAACAUUGCCUCCUGCAUUCCAUCCAGAGGAAUUUUUGGAUGAAGACUUGAAAGUAGCUGGAAAAUACAAAGCAAAUGAUUAUAGCCAAUAUUCUCCUUGGUCAUGUGAUACCAUCGGCUCCUACAUUGGAACCAAAGAUGCAAAACCCAAAGAUGUUGUGGCAGCGGGGAGUGUGGAAAUGAUGAAUAUAGAAAGUAAAGGAAUGAGAGACCAGAGGUUGGAUCUUCAGAGAAGAGCAGUGGAAACUAGUGAUGAUGACCUCAUCCCAUUUGGAGACCGACCAACAGUAUCUCGAUUUGGUGCCAUCUCUCGAACAUCCAAAACACUGUAUCAGGGUGCUGGCCCAAUGCAAGCUAUAGCACCUCAGGGAGCACCCACAAAAUCUAUUAACAUUUCCGAUUACAGUGCAUAUGGAGCUCAUGGUGGCUGGGGAGAUUCUCCGUACUCACCUCAUGCAAACAUACCUCCUCAGGGACACUUCAUUGAGAGGGAGAAAAUGUCCAUGGCAGAAGUGGCCAGUCAUGGAAAACCCCUUCUAUCUGCUGAAAGAGAACAAUUACGGCUAGAAUUGCAGCAGCUGAACCAUCAGAUCAGCCAGCAGACCCAGCUACGAGGACUAGAGGCUGUUAGUAACCGGCUGGUGUUACAGAGGGAGGUGAACACCUUGGCAAGCCAGCCACAGCCCCCUCCGCUGCCUCCAAAAUGGCCUGGAAUGAUCUCAAGUGAGCAGCUAAGCUUGGAACUGCAUCAGGUGGAAAGGGAAAUUGGGAAGAGGACCCGGGAAUUGAGUAUGGAGAACCAGUGUUCUGUGGACAUGAAAAGCAAACUGGGUACAAGCAAGCAAGCAGAAAAUGGUCAGCCUGAGCCACAAAACAAGAUCCCCACUGAGGACCUUCCAUUGACAUUUAGUGAUGUACCAAAUGGAUCAGCCUUGACACAAGAGAAUCUCAGCCUCCUAUCAAACAAGACCAGCUCUUUGAACCUGUCCGAAGACUCUGAGGGAGGAGGCGAUAACAGUGAUGGCCAGAGAUCAGGAGUUGUUUCCAAUUCUGCUCCCUAGAAUAUGGGCGCCUGCUUCUACCUUCUGCUCCUAAUCAGUUCAUGGGGCAUAGGGAUAGAAAAAUGGAUAACUUCUAAACUUUUUCUCUGAGUAGUCAGUGAAGUCCAGGAAAAGCACCGGAGGCAAUGUGCACAAACACCACUACUAAACAAACCUGCACAUAGUUCACAUUGAUGCAUUUUUUUAAUUUUAAGAAAAAAAAAUUAGCAGUAUCUGCAAGCAAUUCAGAUUAAAUUUGUUUUUGUUCUGUGAAUGAACUUUAUUUUAAUAACUUUGGACGCCUUGGAUCCGGGGCUUUAAAAAAAAGAAGAUAUUAUAUAUACACACUGUUUGAUUAAUUGUAUGAUCUUAAUGAAGUAGGUUUUUCUUGUAUUUUGGUAUUAUUACAUACCCAGUGUAUAAUUCCUUUUUCCCAGUCCUUUCCAACUCUCACAGCCCUGUAAACUAAAACAGACAAAAAUGCACCGUUUCCAAGAAUUCUGUGGUAAUAGAAUGGGUUAUUAGAAACUGUGCAGCAAACUAAUUUUAUUAGAGCUAUUCUUUAACCCCAACCCUGUGUCUAGAUCACUAGCUCUGUGGAUAGAUACUUGUUUUUUACAACAGUAAAAGUUUAUUUGAGAGGAUAUGGUUUAGUUUCAACUUUUCAGAGAUGUCAACAUGCAGUUGAUUGUUUGAGCCACAUUUCUGUGUCAAGCAUUCCUUGAAUUCUCUCCAUAAAAUCUGAAAGCCUAUUUAGUGUUUACAAUGUUUACUUAGAUUUAAAUGAAGACUAUUUUACUUUAAGAAUGAACUCUGAGCCGGGCGUGGUGGCACACGCCUUUAAUCCCAGCACUUGGGAGGCAGAGGCAGGCGGAUUUCUGAG
Messenger RNA from Mus pahari (shrew mouse), 4672 nucleotides. RefSeq names its product ring finger and CCCH-type domains 1 (gene Rc3h1). The transcript has 20 exons. The coding region runs from base 418 to 3810 and encodes 1130 amino acids. Lineage: Eukaryota; Metazoa; Chordata; Mammalia; Rodentia; Muridae. Gene Ontology annotation, molecular function: metal ion binding. The record is from RefSeq and is a predicted model, not a curated record.